Molecule: messenger RNA, 1467 nt
Organism: Closterium sp. Naga37s-1
Lineage: Eukaryota; Viridiplantae; Streptophyta; Zygnematophyceae; Desmidiales; Closteriaceae
Source: the annotation of a GenBank genome assembly
AUGGUUUCCCCCGCGCGCACCGAGCCGCCCUUCUCCCUGGAGCGCCUCCCUGAUGACGUUCUCGCGCUCGUCCUCCGCUCGCUCGCGCAGACCUCCUUCCGCCACGCGCUCGUUUCCAAGCGCUGGCUCCGCCUUUCCACGGCCGCGCUCUCCCAUUUGACCGUGCAGCAUCGCGGCUUUAAGACCUUCCUUUUGGAGAUACACAAUCCAGAGCACUUCCGCAACGCGCAGCUUGCGUGGCUUCCGCUCCCGCACCUUCUUUCCGCGCUCCACCGCUUCCCCGCCCUCACGCACGUGUCGCUGGGCCAAUUUUCCAUCUUAUCCGCCGACGGCGACGCGCUCUUCAAAUGUCUGGCCGCCACGUGUCCGCGCCUGCUCCAUCUAACGGUGGAGCAUCAGUUUGAAAUGUCGGUUACUGUAGACGGCCUCGCGUCGCUCUUCCGUGGUUGCCGCAAGCUAAGGGAUCUCCGGCUACUCACCACCAACGGCCUCCCGCAUCUCCCGGCGUCUCUCUCGCUCCUAACAGAUCUCCAAACCCUCCACGUGUGCUCGAAUAUUCACCAUGGCGAAGACUCGUUACAGGAGCUCGUUUCGCCGCCCGAGAGCAUCGGCGCGCUGCAGCAGCUGCGGGAAUUGCGGAUCAGCGCGGGAGCGAAUUUCCGCGGUCUCGAUGGGUGCGUGGGCCUUCUUAGCAACCUCCGCACGCUGAGCAUCAAAUCUACACCAAAUAUCACCGAGCAACACCCGGGGCUAGUAUCCCUCACCGAGUUAAAAGUUUCCUACUGCCCGCUCAUCUCUUCCCUCCCAGAAAACUUCUCCUUCCCUGCCCUUCACACGCUCACCCUAUACUCCCUGGGCAACCUGGAAAAUCUCCUGGACCUAUCAGGCAAGCAGCUGCCCAAACUGCAACAUCUGGAUUUGGAGGGGGUGGGGGCCGAUUCAGCCUUGUCUCCGGUUGACUGCAUUCCCGGAGUGCGGAAGGGGAGAAUGUGGCUGCUGCUGCAUGCCAAGCCUCUGUUUCUGCUUCUGAAGCUGCUGGAUUUAGUGCUGCAGCUGGUCUUGUUGUGGAUAGUGAAUGGCUGUUGGGUGCUGCAGGGAGUCUGCACUUGGUCGGCUGGCCUUGCUCGGCGAUCGUGCAGGUUCGCGUCCGGGGAGGUGGAAGAGAGCAACCCGCUUGUUACCGGGUGCCUGCAUGUGGUUGGCGGGUCUUGCACGACUAUCUUUGAGCCGUCUCAAAAGAGUGCUGCAGCCGGUGCUGUUGUGGAUAUUGAAUGGCUGUUCAGUGCUGCAGGGGGUCUGCAAGUGGUCGGCUGGCCUUGCUCGGCGAUCGUGCAGGGUAGCAUUCAAGAGGUAGCAACCCUCUUGUUGCGACGCGUGACUCGGUAUGAUGCGGGCGGUGGAUUUACUGCUGCUGCUGCAGCUGGCAUUGCUGUGGAUAUGGAGGGGCUGUUCAGUGCCUCUGCAUGA